Molecule: messenger RNA, 1906 nt
Organism: Asterias rubens (European starfish)
Lineage: Eukaryota; Metazoa; Echinodermata; Asteroidea; Forcipulatida; Asteriidae
Product: acyl-CoA desaturase-like
Exons: 5
Coding region: 406-1428 (340 amino acids)
Biological process (GO): unsaturated fatty acid biosynthetic process
Cellular component (GO): endoplasmic reticulum membrane
Molecular function (GO): iron ion binding; stearoyl-CoA 9-desaturase activity
Source: RefSeq, a predicted model, not a curated record
GAUCGUAUAGUACGCGGCGCUAUAUUUUUGUCGUAGCCGGCAUUUGGUGCACAUUGAAACAGUGGAGUACGUCUAGGAAGUUACUUCAUCCAAGUACAAAGUCCUGGUUUGCUUUCACUAUCAACAUAGAACAAUAGUGUAUAUUAUUGAUCUGAGCUGAGUAUGAACAGAGGUCAAGGGUUUUGGUGUACAAAUGCUUUGGACGGAAGUGUGAUUCUGAAGCUGUUGUUUUGAAUUAACUACUGCGUGUUCAGUCUGCUGAAGGUGAUUCCGGCGCAUGCACAGUCGACGAGUGUCUCAAUCUGCUCAUUCAAUAAUCACAUUACUGGAUUCACUGGUCGCGAACAUAACGGAGUAAAAUUUUAAUUUGGGACUGGAGACUGGCCCGGUAGCAAUUAAUUCAAAAUGGCGCCACGAAACCACAUCUACUCCGGGAUGGGAUUGGCCCCAGACGACGGGACUACGGAAGAUGUAACCGAGACAGACUCCGUUCAGACGGCCGAGCUGCUGGUAGACAAGCAGCCCGUUGAGGAAGACGUCCGGACAAUAAUAGUGUGGCGUAACGUCUUUAUCAUGGCCAUGCUGCACAUUGCAGCCGUGUAUGCCUUCUUUGCACUGACGUGGAAGUGUAUGGCAUACACUCUCCUAUGGGCUAUUUGGCUUUAUCUGUGCUCCGGCAUUGGCAUAACAGCAGGGGCACAUCGGCUGUGGGCUCAUCGCACAUACAAAGCAAAGCUCCCUCUACGGAUACUCCUUGGAAUGUUUAACUCCAUAGCACUCCAGAAUGACAUCUACGAGUGGUCACGUGACCACCGGGUUCACCACAAGUACUCGGAGACCGAGGCCGAUCCACACAACGCCACAAGAGGGUUCUUCUUCGCUCACGUCGGCUGGCUCCUUUGCCGAAAACAUCCUAAGGUGAUCGAAAAAGGGUCUAGAAUUGAUCUUCGUGACCUCUUGGAUGACCCAGUGGUGAAAUACCAAAGAAAGUUCUAUCUCCCGUUGAUUUUGUUCUUCUGUUUCAUCUUACCGACCGCUGUACCGGUGAUCUGCUGGGGAGAAUCCAUCUGGAAUGCCUUUUACGUAGCUGGGCUGCUACGCUACUGCUUCACUCUCAACUGUACUUGGAUGGUAAACAGCGCAGCCCACAUGUGGGGGAACAAGCCUUAUGAUCGCUUCAUCAACCCCUCAGAGAACAUCAUGGUGUCUGCCUUCGCUGGAGGAGAGGGUUGGCACAACUACCAUCAUACCUUCCCAUGGGACUACAAGACCAGUGAGUUCGGUUUGAAGAUCAACCUCACUACCAUGUUCAUAGAUCUGAUGGCAACCUUGGGCCAGGUCACAGAGCGGAAGACAGUGCCAGAGAAAACCAUACUAGCCAGGAUGCAGCGCACUGGCUCUUUGGGUGCGGGAGUGGGAUGCGACUAAGUCCACAAACUUUGUCCUCUUUAAUCUAUGUAUUGCUGUUUAUAAAAAAGCAGUUGCAUUUGGAUUACUUUCAUGUAAAAUUAAAGAACAUUAUAAGUAAUGCGUUGUCUAGUUAAUAUUUGACCGUAUAAAAAAUGCACAGUCUCCCGAUUGCAUAACGUGACGUCAUGAAGAUGUUGCAAACUGCUUCAGUGGUGUCAAUUACCAACAAUUUGAGAGAACGAACAAGUUUGCCACACACACUCGAGACAUUGCACAAAAUGAGCAGUUAUUGUAGAUUUUUAAAGUUUUUUGAGAAUAUGGCCAGUAAUUCGACAGGCAGAGCCAAAAUUUACAAUUCCGUAUUAAAGAAUUGCUGUAUAUAAGUCAGGAACUUCUUAAAUGUGUCGGAACUUUCACAUUCUGUUCUAUUUUUCUGUUUAAAUUCUGUCUGAUAAUUUUCAGCGUUCCGGCCGGAGCCAUUGCUGAAGUCAUCAAU